UAAUAUUUGUUAACUGACAAAUAUAUACAUAUAAUAGAAAGGUAGAUAUACGUACAUAUAUAUGCACACUUUUCCAGCAGCAUAAGUACAUACCUGAACUGCAUAAUAUGUGUACACACCCAUAUGAAUUGAAUGAAUAUGAAUAGAGAGGUGGGCUAUUUUUACAUUCAUAGGUGUACAUUGUUUUUGAAUACAGAUUAUACUUAUCUCUAGGGCUUACGCAACAAUAACCGUUAUAUCAUCACACUUUAUGUUUUAUCAAAGACAAUAAUAAAAUCAAAAAACAACAUACUGGGCGCUCUUUAAUUAGAGCCCCAUAAAAAGACCAAAUAUAAGAUAUCGUUAUUGCUGAAUAAUAUGUAUCUGUAUCGUUGGACUAAGAACAAUCAAUUUCAAGUGUACUUAACUAGUUUUGUGUGGAUUUUUCUACUAUCUAACACUCCUGUCAAUAGCUUUUUAGAGAGAUUGCAAACAGCACCUCAGGGUACAUUAGACGUAUUAACUGCAGUAAGAGUCAGUGAACAAGCAUAUGUACAAACUUCACCUGGUCGAUGUCGUCAAGAUUCGAAUGAUUUGGCAACAUCAUCAAAUGUUGCAGAAAGGAAUGUAGCUUAUUCUGUUCCUCGUGGAUUAAGUCUUUUCAUAGAAGGUCGAUCUUUAAUCCCUGAUCCAUUUCCUCCAGAUCUGUCUAUUUUAUUUACUAUUCGAUUGGAAUCUAAUUUGGAAAAGGAGUUUUUCGCUCUUUAUGAUCGACAUGGACGAAUGAUUUUACGCAUAAUAAUUGGCUCACAUUUGCAAUUAGAAUAUUUAUCAAAAGAAUCACAGUCUAGUCAGCUUUCUGAUGUGCAUCCUCGAGAUUUAAAAGCACAUUCAGGAAAAACAUUAGAGAAAGCUAUUUUUAAAACUCGCCUAAAUGAUGGCCUAUGGCAUCGUGUAGCCGUCAGUAUUGGUACUACUACCGUAAGAUUACUAGUUGAUUGUAAACAAAGGGAGUCCAUAAAUUAUAAUCGUUCAUCAACAAGCAUUGAUAACAGAGGUCGAAUACAAGUAUUAAAAGACGGUAUUCAUGGUUUUAUUGAAGAUUUUUAUCUUCUACCUGGUGAAGAAGGUGCUGUUAAACAAUGUGAUGUUUAUUCACCUAAUUGUUUUGAUGAUCAAAUGAUGGGGGAUGAAGGAGAUAAAGAUACUGAUCCAAUGCAGGGUCCAACAGGUUCUAUGGGAGAUAGUGGUCCACCAGGUGAUAAAGGUGAACCAGGUUUGAAUGGGUCAUCCGUACCUGCUGGUGAACCCGGUCCACCUGGUCCUAUGGGUUCCUUAUUCAUCAUUCCUCUCAAUCUAGGCGUCGGUAGUAGUAGUUUUGCACGGGCAGCUACAUUUCGAGACCUGCUUCAAAAACAUUUGCUUUCCUUAAAAGGUGUACGUGGAGCUAGAGGAAUGACUGGUGUGACUGGUCCAGAAGGAGGUCCCGGUGAACCCGGUGUUAAAGGAGAAGUUGGGCACCCAGGUGAUACGGGAUACCAAGGGCCUCGUGGGCCGAUGGGUCCACCUGGACGCCAAGGUUCCAGUGGACCACCGGGAUUAGAUGGUAGUCGUGGAGAACCUGGUCCAUCAGGAAUGAAAGGAGAAGAUGGACGCCCUGGUGAUUCUGGACUUAUAGGCCUUAAAGGAGAUAAAGGUGAAUUAGGGCCUCCUGGUCCCAAAGGUGAUCAAGGUCUCCCGGGUGAAGAGGGACCACGUGGACCUCAUGGAGAUAUUGGGGAUCAAGGAGAUCCAGGUCUGCCUGGAGUACGUGGUCCUGUGGGUCAGCCGGGUCCACAGGGUCCGAGAGGAAAACCUGGAAAUCAGGGACCACGGGGACGUAAAGGUGAACUUGGGGAACCUGGUCUACCAGGUUUACCAGGGCCAGCAGGUCCUGUAGGAACAUCUGGGCCAGAAGGUAUGGCUGGUCCUCGGGGCCCAACAGGUAUAGCUGGUCAGAGGGGACGCUCUGGUCCCUCAGGAGUUCCAGGUACUGAUGGUCUCCCAGGAUUUCCAGGUCCCAAGGGAGAUGUAGGACCUAAAGGAGAUACAGGUCCGAAUGGAUCAAAAGGUGAUACAGGUAUUCAAGGACCAAGAGGUUAUAAAGGUGAACGGGGUCGGUCCGGUCCCGAAGGUGCAAAAGGUGAGAGUGGCAAACCAGGGCCUGUAGGAGUGCCUGGAGAUCCAGGUCCAAAAGGAGUGAAGGGAGACGUUGGAAUAUCUGGCCCCGUAGGAUCGCCAGGAGUUACAGGUAUGAAAGGUGACCCAGGUCCACCUGGUCCAGUUGGACAAAGAGGAGACCCUGGGACCAAAGGUUUACCUGGCGCUAUCGGCAUCCCAGGUCCACCCGGUCCAGACGGAGAAAGAGGUCCACCAGGUUUAACUGGAAGACGAGGUCGAGGCGGUGACAAGGGAGACAUUGGACCUCCAGGUUCACCAGGUGAAACAGGGCAGCAAGGGCAAAGAGGGGCUCCUGGGCCAAGAGGUCCACCAGGAAGAUUUGGCCCGCCGGGAAUGAAAGGGGAUGCUGGUCCGGUUGGCCCAGUUGGAUCCGUCGGACCGAUUGGUGAACAAGGUCUUCAAGGUCCCGUCGGACCUCCUGGACCAAUAGGACCACCAGGUUCAACUGGAAGAGAAGGACCUGUUGGAUUUCCUGGACCACGUGGAGAACCAGGUGAACGUGGACCAGCAGGGCAACCUGGUAGUCUUGGGAACACUGGACCACCGGGUCCUAUAGGCGAUCCAGGACCUGAAGGACAACAAGGUCCAGUCGGACCAACAGGUCCAACUGGAGAUCCUGGAAAGGAUGGUAUGCCAGGGCGUGAUGGUCAGCCUGGUUCUAAAGGUGUAAGAGGUUCACCAGGAGUACUUGGCAAUCAAGGCGUUCGAGGAUUCCCGGGAUUUGAUGGCAUGCCAGGUCGACCUGGACCAGCUGGUUUGAAAGGUGAAAUAGGACCUGAUGGUGAAGUGGGACCUAUUGGAGAUAAAGGCUACCAAGGUGAUGUUGGUAUUAUCGGACCCAUCGGACCAACAGGUCCGAUGGGAGCAAGAGGCCCACCUGGUCCAGCUGGAGUCAAAGGUUUAACCGGUGAAGACGGUCCUUUAGGACUAGUAGGAUCUCCUGGACCAAGGGGACCACCUGGUCGAUUAGGUCCUAUUGGACCGUUAGGGCCUCCUGGUUUUGAUGGGGAAAAGGGCGAUAAGGGUGCAUCAGGGCCACCAGGACCAAAAGGCGAUAAAGGAGGAGUGGGUAUACGUGGACCUUUUGGACCAGUUGGGAGCCCUGGGUUACCUGGGAUACAAGGACCACCAGGACUCCCUGGACAAGCAGGUGAGGAGGGACCUGAAGGAUUAGUUGGUCCAGAAGGAUCUCGAGGAUUGCCAGGAGCACCAGGUGCAUCUGGAAUGGUAGGUGUGACAGGUCUACCAGGAAUAGCCGGAGAAAAAGGAGACCAGGGAUCACAGGGUCCUAUAGGUCGACGCGGUUUACCAGGGACAGUUGGAGUCCCUGGCCCAGCUGGCCAACCUGGAAAUGUUGGAGCACCUGGUCCUGUUGGGCAACAAGGAGAAAGAGGGACUCAAGGAGAAGAUGGGCCACCAGGACCUCGAGGUGUUGAAGGAAGUCCUGGAGUACAGGGACCACUAGGACCAAAAGGUCAAGAGGGUCCCCGUGGGCCACAAGGAGUACCUGGUGAUAUAGGGAUCCCAGGACCUGAUGGACCAAAAGGAGAGUUGGGUCCUUUAGGAAUACCUGGACCUCAAGGACCAACAGGACCUCCUGGACCAAAAGGUGUUCAAGGACCAGUUGGAGAAGAUGGAUCUCCUGGACCGCAAGGUCCUCUUGGAAAACAAGGUUUAAGAGGUCUGCCUGGACCUCUAGGACCACCUGGACCUCCUGGUAUGACGGGUCCUCAGGGACGUACUGGACCUCAGGGUCCUAAAGGUGUAAAAGGUGAAACGGGUGAACAAGGAGUACCUGGUGAACCAGGACGCGUUGGGCCAGUAGGAUCCCCUGGACCUCCAGGAUCUUUGGGCAGCCCUGGCCAACAAGGUGUACCAGGGGUAAUGGGUAAACAAGGCAAGACAGGAGAACGAGGAUCAGAAGGACUACAAGGCAAGCAAGGUGACCCUGGUAUACAAGGUGACCGUGGUCCGAAAGGUAGCAAAGGAACUUAUGGUCCAGUCGGUCCAUUGGGGCCUCCGGGACCAAAGGGUGAACAAGGUGUUCCUGGACUUGAGGGCGUACGAGGAGUGGUUGGUCUCAAAGGAGAAAGGGGUCCUGUCGGACCUGCCGGAGAUCCAGGACAACCAGGUCCAUCCGGACCAGUUGGUCCUGAAGGUCCAGCUGGACAUCCUGGUCCUCCAGGUUAGUAAAUGAAUUUGAAUUUGUAAAUAUAAGUUUUAAAUUCAUCAGUUUUAUAUCUUAUAUAUCAUCUUUUGUUAUUUUCCACACUGCACUAUACAAAAUACCUGAUAACUUUAUCUAGUUCCGCCGAAAACAAAUAAUCUUAAGAAGUUUUGUCAUGAAAAGUGGGGCUCCAUAAUCAUCUGGGAUGAGGCAUGAGUUAUUAGCAAACUUGAAGUUCAGUAAAUAUUUCAUAUUAAAACAGCUUUACUCCUGCAUAUAAACUAAUACUAAACAACUCAUUCGAUAUUCGUAGAGAAAUACUCUUGUUUUUUAAAGUAUAAUUUAUUUAAAUGAAAUCAUGCUAUGAAUAACGUAAAAAAAAGUAAAACACUUUUAAGUAUAUUGGUUCGAGAUCUAAAAUGAAACGUAAGUUAGUAACUAUUUCGUUAAAUCAUGAUUUGCAAUCAUAAACAACUGAUUUUAGUACACGUUACCUAUAGAUUAGAAAGUACUUACACCAAGAAUUAUGGUUUCCACAUAAACUGAGGUUACUAUGAACAUUUAAGGGAAUUAAUUGUUUCAAGUUAUUAGGGUAAUUGUAUUUCUGUAUUGUUUACGUAGGUAUUAAGUCAUUACGAAAUAUAUUGGGCUUCCUUGACGAUAUAACUGAACCUUAUUUUUUGUAAUUAAUGUUUUCGAUUUAAACAUAUUUUUUCCUUUAUAGGGUUACCUGGUGUCCCAGGUCAAAAGGGUUCAUCUGGUCCAGCAGGACCACCGGGACCUCCGGGUCCAAUCAAGGUCUUAGAUAUGAGUGAAGGUUAUUAUAGGUUUGAGGAUACACCCAGAGUUAGACGUAGUAUUUCAGAUGCUUUAUACAAUAAUCAAUAUUAUUCGAAACAGGAUCCGGGUACGUUAUACUGUAAAGUGAAUAAUCAUUUGAUUUUUUUCUUUACCUUAGUCUCUCUUAUAAGCGUUUCUGUGUAAAAUUCCAGGUGGUUCUAUAUAAUUUUUUACCUUAUGAUUGCUAGAAGACUACAUAUUAAAAGACCCAAAUGUUUAUAAGAUGCUAACUUUAAGACACCUUUCAUCAUCUACAGGAAUGACCCUCUCAUUUUAUUAGCAGAGAAGAGAAAUCUAAGAUUGACUAAAGUAAACACCUAACAUAUCUAAGUUUUAUAAACCCCCUACUUUUAAAAAAAAUGGGGGUCAUUGACUAAAAGAAAAUUUUUGUCUUAAAAUGUCUUAAAUAAACGAAUUAUGAAUCAAUAAAAAUUAAUCGAAUAAUUCUUUGUUUUUCAAGCCUAACAAGUUAUUGUGACUUAAAACCUAAGGUCAUAAGCUAUAUUACUAAAACACUGAACCACAAUCUAUACCUUAGCUUACUUCUAUAAAUUUCACACCGUUGGAUUAGUUUUGUUGCAUGUACGAAAGUUAUUAAAUUUUAAAACAAAACUUUAAAAUAAUCGUAAUAUCAAAUUUCUGAUUGUCUACUAAAAAGUCCCAACAAAUGUAUUUAUGUAAGAAUAAUUAAAGUGUAGUGAACGAGAACAUGAAGUGGUGAAAAUGGAAAGUAUUUCAAUACAAAAUUACAGAAUCUCUUACUAACCAUACAGUAAAUACCUCAUUUGCAAAAUGUCAAUCAAUUGUUUCAAGCUUGACUUUUCCUUUUGCAAAUGUCAAUCAAUCGUCUCAGACUUCGUUGUUCUUUCGAUUCCACAGCAAUCAUUCUUUGUUCUCGUUUUCUUUUCUUUGAUCUUCUUAACUUUCUGCCACUUUCGAUUGAUAAUACGUACUAUUUAUAUCCAUCGAUCAGUAGCACAUACCACAAAAGUAUGUGUAGAAAAUUUGUGUUAAAAAUGAUCAACUUUCAAAUAAUCGCUAAUUUCUACGUUGAAAUACAUUGUUAGCUCCUUU
Molecule: messenger RNA, 6280 nt
Organism: Schistosoma bovis
Lineage: Eukaryota; Metazoa; Platyhelminthes; Trematoda; Strigeidida; Schistosomatidae
Source: the annotation of a GenBank genome assembly